Molecule: messenger RNA, 669 nt
Organism: Moneuplotes crassus
Lineage: Eukaryota; Ciliophora; Spirotrichea; Euplotida; Euplotidae
Source: the annotation of a GenBank genome assembly
AUGGAUAAAAACAACAGUCUUAUCAGGGAAGCACAGAAAAAGCUUGAGUUGAGUGGAAAAAAUUUUGUUGACGUACUAUUGAUGAACGAAGGUGAUAGUAUAAACACCAUCAGAAUCGUGGCUCCUGGCAAAAGCUCUGGAACCAGUGGCAUAUCCCCAUCCAAGUACUCCUCUGGCUAUACCUAUUACAAGAUAAAAUCUGACAUCAUUACUCUGGAGGAUAAAACAGAGACCUAUACCAACGGCGACACUUACGAAGGAGAAAUUAAGGCCAGUACUGGGAAAAAACACGGGACAGGAACAUAUAAAUGGAAGGAUGGAAGAAUGUAUGUUGGAGACUGGGUUGAUGGGGUAAAAGAAGGAAAAGGAAACCAUUAUUGGCCCCAUGGGGAUCAGUAUGAAGGGGAGUGGAAGAAUGACAAAAGACAUGGACAGGGAGUAUUAUCCUGGAGAGACGGAGAAACUCGCACUGGGAGGUGGCUUGACGGCCGACAGAAUGGGCAUGGAGUGAACACGUAUCCAAAUGGUGACAGAUAUGAGGGAAAUUUUGAAAAUGGCAAGAAGAAUGGAUACGGGGUAAUGCACUAUAAGAAUGGCGGAAAGUGGGAAGGACAGUGGAAGGAUGGUGAGAAGGAUGACAAGGAGGAAAACUUUUGUAUCAUCUUUUAA